This is a messenger RNA of Nomascus leucogenys (northern white-cheeked gibbon), 475 nucleotides long. It is a transcript of the gene GHRH, whose product is annotated as growth hormone releasing hormone. Gene Ontology annotation, cellular component: terminal bouton; extracellular region; perikaryon. NCBI's taxonomy places the organism in Eukaryota, Metazoa, Chordata, Mammalia, Primates, Hylobatidae. The record is from RefSeq and is a predicted model, not a curated record. Gene Ontology annotation, molecular function: neuropeptide hormone activity; growth hormone-releasing hormone receptor binding; growth hormone-releasing hormone activity. Gene Ontology annotation, biological process: positive regulation of growth hormone secretion; positive regulation of multicellular organism growth; adenylate cyclase-activating G protein-coupled receptor signaling pathway.
GUGCCACCCUGGGUGAAGGAUGCCACUCUGGGUGUUCUUCUUUGUGAUCCUCACCCUCAGCAGCAGCUCCCACUGCUCCCCACCUCCCCCUUUGACCCUCAGGAUGCGGCGGUAUGCAGACGCCAUCUUCACCAACAGCUACCGGAAGGUGCUGGGCCAGCUGUCCGCCCGCAAGCUGCUCCAGGACAUCAUGAGCAGGCAGCAGGGAGAGAGCAACCAAGAGCGAGGAGCAAGGGCACGGCUUGGCCGUCAGGUAGACGGCAUGUGGGCAGAACAAAAGCAAAUGGAAUUGGAGAGCAUCCUGGUGGCUCUGCUGCAGAAGCACAGCAGGAACUCCCAGGGAUGAAGAUUCCUCCUGUGACCCGGGCUACCUGUAGCCAAAACGCAACUGGAUCCAGUUAAUCCUCUUUCAUUUCUGACCCACUUUUUCCUUUGUAAAUACAAUAAAAUUCCCCCAUACCGGUGUGCAUUUAAA